Molecule: messenger RNA, 1129 nt
Organism: Loa loa (African eye worm)
Lineage: Eukaryota; Metazoa; Nematoda; Chromadorea; Rhabditida; Onchocercidae
Exons: 8
Coding region: 46-993 (315 amino acids)
Source: RefSeq, a predicted model, not a curated record
UUUAAGAAAUGAUCUGAUUGAACAAUAGUUCCAAGAAUCUUGAAGAUGUCAGAAGAAGGAGAUGUAAUAUCUCAAGGUGAUGAGGAGCUGUUGAAAGAACUGAAAACUGGACAAACUUUUUAUUUAAAGUAUCUUGGGUCGGUGCAGGUUUUCGAAUCGUUAACGAAAAAAAGACCUGAGGAAAGGGAUAACUGGACAAGGCAUUGUAUGUAUCGCAUUUGCCAUCAGCUUGGUAUAUGUAAAGAAAAUUCGAUGCCUGAUGAACUACUCCUUGAAAAAUUAGGAGAAGUAAAGGUUGAAGACAAAGAUGUAGAACUAAAUGUGGCAUUGCAUGCUUUUAUUAUUCUGGAUAAAGAGGGUAUACGGAUUUUGGAACGGCAUCCCAUACAUGUUAUUUCAUAUGCUUCAUCCGGUACAGAGGAAUAUACCAAAGGAGUAUUUUGUUUUGUGUCACACGUUCAAGAACUUGGAAGACGAUGCUUGGUUUUUAUGGAACCUGAUAAGAAUGUUGAUUUUAUUAUGGAAACUAUCCUUCAGAUAUUCCGGCUAAAUAGCAAAGGACAUGGCCGUAAGUUAAGCACGACAAUAGCGGGAUCCCCAGAGUCAAGUACGAAUCAUGAUCACCAAACUUCUAUGAACGUAUGUAAUUUGCCAGCUACCGUGGGUCUUGACAGACAACCUUGGUAUCAUGGUGAAAUGGAACGAGCUACUGCUGAAUCUAUGCUACGACAUGAAGGUGAUUUUUUGGUUCGUAUUAGCCCAAACACUGCCAAUAAUUUCGUGCUUUCUGGAAUCGCGAAUUCGGUUGCGAAGCAUUUCUUAUUGCUAGAUGAAAAUGAUCAGAAGGUGCGCAAGCAACAACAGGUAUUCGAAACAAUUGUUCAACUGAUUGAGUACCAUCGAGGGGAGAAUGUGCCAAUUAUCUCGGAAGGCAGUGAAUUGCAUUUGAUCCGUCCUAUUGUAAGGUUUGCCGGAGCAUUACCGCGCCGAUAGAUAGAACGAACAGAGCAACAAGAAAUAUGAUUGCAUGAGCUUAUGUGUGUGACCAUCGAAAUAUGUAUGACGACAAUUUGAGGUAUCUAUUAGAAAAUUUGAAAAGAGAAGAGAGGAGGAGGGAAGAGGAGGCUGC